AUGAGCGAUAGUGAUUCCUAUGAGCCGGAUGACUCCGCAUCCGAGUGGGAGUCCGACUCCGACUCCGACCUCAAUGAUGGCGCGCCUGUGAUCCGGUCGAUCGAGCGGAAAACGCGCUCCUCUUCUCGCGCGGUUUCUCUUUCAGUCAAAGAUGAAGAAGAAGAUCUCUCGACCUUCGAUUUUGCCGAAUAUGCCGACGACGAUAUGAACACAGACGCUCGCCAGGACCGAGUCCGCUCGCUUCAAGCUCGCCUUCAAUCUAUUCCCCUCGAAGCUUUGAACGCCUAUAAUGGCCUGCUAGUUGAGAUGGAGAAGGACGUUGAAUUGAAAAACAUGAACGAGCACCCGGAACUUCUCACUGUUGAGCAACGCCAUGCUGUCGUUUGGACGGCCACAGAAAAGGAAUUGUUCUUCAACAUGCUCGAUCGCAAGGGUAAGAACGGCAUUAAGGAGAUUGCCGCAGCAAUCCCUGAAAAGUCGGAACUGGAAGUGAUGCACUACAUUGACUGCCUCCACGAAGGCCUGGUGAAACAACAUGUCGAUAACGAGCAAAACGCUACACUCCUCAUGGGUGAUUAUCCUGGCGCCGCCGAAGUCAGCAAGGAAUGCGAGAAAAAGCUGGAAGAAAUCGCCGAUAUAAUGUGUCUGAAAGCAGAAGCUGAGAACUCGUGGGCUUCCAGAGACCGAUACCACAAAUAUGGCAUUAUCACCGAGGCCACAGCCAAAGGACUCUGUAAAGAUGAUGAAGUCUGCCCACCUUUACACGGCGGCAUAGACAAAGCUCUAAAUAUUCUCAAUGUGCCUGUCUGGCUUCAACUCUCUCGCAAGCUGUUCAUGAACCUGGGCGGCAAAAGGAUUGAAGACAACUGGAUCUAUCACCAGAGUUUUUCUGCCGAGUCACCCUCCAUGACAGGCGAUGCCCUCAUGGACUUUUACGCAUUGACCAUGAGCAUCACACGGCGCUUGAUUCAGUCUUCGCUCUUCUUCUCUAUGGCACGAAUUUCUGCUAUGGAGCAGAUGGGUGAGGAGAUCGACGAUGAGAUUGAGACGGUUCGAACAAGAGAUGUGAGGGCUGCCAUUGAAACAUUGAAUAUGAAGUACGAUCGGGGCAAUAUGCUAGUCGACUUUGCACGGCGAAACGGCAUUCUGAUCAAAGACAUUCAAAAUAAGAAGGGAUGGAAGCCGCAAGUUCUCGAUUACGAUUAUGUAGAAGAGCUUCUUACUCUCGACGAUGACGAGUAUGACGAGUACGAGGACUCUGGAUCAGCUUAUUCUGAGGGCGAGUUUGAAAAUGAAGAUGAUAAUUAUAAUGGAGGGGACGAAGAAGAAGACGAGGUACAGGGUCAGAAAGAUCAAGAUCGCACGUCUGAACCUAAACCCUACACCGAACAUCAAAACUCAUCGGAAUCUGCAGCGACAACAGAGAAUAUGAAAGAAAAAGCUCAACCCAAAACUACAGCUGAAGGAACAAUCAAGACCCCUACAGAACAACCACAGCUGCAACCCCAUCAGCAAGUCAAUACCAGAUCCCGCCGGUACUCCGAAGGUUCCUACCAGUCCGAAGAAAUCGAAGGAGAAGAAGGAGAAGCCGCAGCGGCCGCAGCAGCCAUCGCAGCAGCAGCAGAAGACCAACCCUCGGACGCCGAAGAAGUCCAUGCCGAACGCAUCAACCAAGAAUACGAUCGCCGCUCAGAACUCCACCUAUGGCAAACUCUACAACAACCCAUCCCACCACUCCUGUCCAACCCUAUCGUCGCCGAAGAAGACAUGGGCGAGAACUCAAAAGACCGACCUCUCAUCCGUCGCAGACGAGAGAGGAAAUGA
Messenger RNA from Penicillium maclennaniae, 1824 nucleotides. RefSeq lists its product as uncharacterized. Gene Ontology annotation, cellular component: RNA polymerase I upstream activating factor complex. Gene Ontology annotation, molecular function: rDNA binding; RNA polymerase I general transcription initiation factor activity. Lineage: Eukaryota; Fungi; Ascomycota; Eurotiomycetes; Eurotiales; Aspergillaceae. Gene Ontology annotation, biological process: transcription initiation at RNA polymerase I promoter; nucleolar large rRNA transcription by RNA polymerase I. The record is from RefSeq and is a predicted model, not a curated record. The coding region runs from base 1 to 1824 and encodes 607 amino acids. The transcript has a single exon.